CUAUGAUGUUACAAAAAAAAACUAAGGCUAUGAUAUUCAACAGCAUAGUUAUGAGCGAAAAUCAGCAACUAACCAGCUGUCUCACGAUUGUUUUACAUUUUGAAAAAAAAAAGGAACCUGCCAAGAUUCGUGGCCUUUGAAAGAGUUAAACACAUUCAUUAUUUUCACAUAAUGAACAUAGUUUUAUUCUCACCUUCGCAUUGUAAUUAGACUAUAGGCUUAGUUGAGAACCACUCCUCUUCAAAAUCUUAAUCGAGUCUAGUCUAACUUUUUGUGAUACCAUUGUUCCUGUGAGCCAUCACAAUUCAAUUCGAAGCUCUGUCAUCCUGAAAAAAAGUAGUGUAACUUAAAAGCUGAAAGGAAGUGAUCAGAUCAAAUUUCUUAUAAACGGUGAGACUAUGUCUUUACCUGUGAACGACCCGAAGAAGAUAAAACAUAAUACGAAACCUUGAGAUUCCCAAGCCGUAGGGAAUUUGUAUUCGAUCAAUGUAUAAGUAGGAGAUGUACGCAAGUGAGUUUUGUUGCUGUCAAGUAUGAGGAGUAGUUGGAGCUCCUGUAGAUUUUUUCCGACGAUUAGCUAAUCUGCGUAUUUGGAUGGUUUUUAAUGUUUGCCUCAGCUAUUAAGUCAGAUAAUUGAAGCUAACACCUACAGGGAGAGGAAUACAUUAUCAACGAACUAUAUAUUAGAUUUAUCAUAUAGAUCGGCUCUCCUGUCGCAGUUCGCAUUGAACUAUUUGAUAGAAUGAAACCUGAACCUAGCUUUGGAGGCUGUAGAUUUUGGUUGAUGUAAAAGGGCUUUAUAUAGAAAGAGAAACAAAGGAGAUUAAACAAAAUCAUAAAGAAAGGAGUAAAGAACAUAUUGAAUCAUUUAGAGUGAUCGUGGUAACGGUGAAUAUCAGAGAGUUGAAACGACGAAGACGAAGUGUAAAGGUCUGGGACAAUCAAGCUGUGAAGGAAAAGGCUGGGCCAUUUCGAAAUUUAGAAGCCCAUUUGAAUGCCCGAUUCUAAGUCGACAGAGCAGUGCUGACAUGGUCAAAUAAAUGUUUAUGAUUGGAUGAUUUUAUUAAUCCUACGUGGAUGUCCUGAGCUUUGAGCUUAUUCUCCUUUUAGUAUAGGUUAGAUUAGAAAGAGGAAAAUAUUGGUAAUGUAGUUUUUUAUACUUUAAAAAUGAAACAAUUAGGAAAAGCUAGUAACUAUAGUUUCAAAAUAUCCAAAAGAAUAUCCAAAAAAUCAAUUUUCAGUCACCAAGAAGUAAAAUAUUUGUGGAAAUUGUGUUUUAAAUCUGCCAUUAAUGUAUGUUAUAUCACCCAAUUAUUGUAAAUGCCCAACAAUGAAACUUAAUAAGAUAAUUAGAAUUAAAACAUUAUUAUUAACUUGGCAAAGUCAAAAGGCUAAUAACAAUGGACUUGGAUUUUUCUUCAACAACUUGCCAAAGUGGUUGACAAUUUCUCCCAAAUUUUCCAUAUAAAGAUAGAGUCAUAUUAAUUAAUGUGGUUUCUUGUUACUUUUCUUUUAGGCUCAAAACAGCAAAUGAUUCAUCAAGUGUUGAAAUGUUGACCGAGGCAGUCCAACGAUUCUCUCACACUUGAAAAUAAGUUUCAACCUCUUUUUUUUUUUGUCAACAGUUUCAACCUCUUUAAAAACCCAAUAAGAUGUGUUAAAAUUCUUAAUCUCCAUCAACAAUGGGAAACUCUCUAAAGUCUUUCAAACGCCAACCUCAUUCAGUGGCCUACAAGCGUCCCAUCUCUGUUUCAGGUACAUAUAUGUUUUUCAGAUGCACUUUACUUGUCCUUCACGUAAACUUGCAUGAAAAGUUUGAGGCAGAAAACGACAAUCUGAAAGUCUUCAGCUUCACGGAACUGAAGAAAGCAACUAAGAACUUCAGAGAAUGCAGGGUCGUAGAUGGUGACGAUCGCUCUUCUCGAAAGUUCUACAAGGGCUACAUCGAUGAGUAUGUUCCAUCAAGAACUGUAACCGGAAUCACUGUUUCUGUCCUGGAUGUUGGUAGCUCAUUCCCUCUACAAGACCGAGAGAUAAGCAAAGAACAAGUGCAAUCUCUAGGACAAAUUAUUCAUCCCAAUGUGGUCAAAUUUUUGGGUUACUGUUGUGAAGAUGACAAAAUACACUUCUUGGUUUUUGAAUACUUCCACAAAGGAAGCUUGGACCGUCACAUUUAUGGAAAAGAAGAAGAACCACUACCGUGGGAGAUACGGGUUAAGAUAGCCAUUGGAGUAGCUCGAGGUGUUGAAUUUAUCCACUUUAUCAAGAACAAACCGUUAUUUCGAAAACUCAGAAUGUAUAACAUUAUGCAUGAUGAGCAAUACAAUGCAAAAUUGUUUUAUCUUGAAUCAAACCAAGAAGAUGCAUGUAGACUCAUUGGAGGACUUGAAUACGAACCUCCUGAAUAUGUACAAUGUCGUCUGGAUUUGAAGUCUGACGUUUUCACGCUUGGUGUGAUCUUGCUUGACCUUGUAACUGGUUCUAAAGAUACAAUACGAAAGGAGAGAAGAAAAAGCAUAGCUACCACCAGACCAUCUUUAUUGUGCGAUAAUCAGAAGAUUAGGGAAAUAAUCGAUCCACGACUUAGGAAUGAUUAUCCAGUGAAUGACGUGAAAGAAAUGGGCAUACUCAUCCAAAGAUGCACCAAGUGGGACAAGAAUGAAUGACCACUGAUGCAGCAAGUCUUGGAUUCUCUAAGUUACAUUGCAGAGUUUAAGACUAAUGUGCAGAGGCUACUAAUACUUUUCACUACAUUGGAAAAGUGAAGAGGUUAAUGAUAGAUUAAUACCCAAAACCCAUGCUAGAGCGAAAUCAUGGACUAUUUUGUUCUAAUCAUAUUACUUAUAAACACUAAUCUCAUAAGAUCGAUGAUAUGAUCCAUGCAUAAGUUGUUAACCAUCAUAUUAUCAUGCACUUGUAGCACUUCGGUUUGUCCUAUGAAUCAGAGAAGGAUCAUUGUUUGGGAACAAAA
This is a messenger RNA of Brassica napus (rape), 2971 nucleotides long. Its product is annotated as putative inactive serine/threonine-protein kinase At5g11400. The coding region runs from base 1683 to 2666 and encodes 327 amino acids. NCBI's taxonomy places the organism in Eukaryota, Viridiplantae, Streptophyta, Magnoliopsida, Brassicales, Brassicaceae. The transcript is spliced from 5 exons. Gene Ontology annotation, biological process: protein phosphorylation. Gene Ontology annotation, molecular function: ATP binding; protein kinase activity. The record is from RefSeq and is a predicted model, not a curated record.